AUGACUACCACCAUCGUAAAGUUGAUGAAAUUUGCUCACCUUUCACGUCUUGCUCCUUCCACCACUCCGACUCACCAAUGUCUACUCGCCAGUGUUACCCGCACCAAGAAUGCAACUCAGCAUCCUGGUCUUGUAGACGCGGUCCCGAAGAAGAAACGUCGCACGGCUGCAGAAGUAGCUGCUGAGCGUCAGGCUAAGUUAGAUGCCAAAGAAGAAAAGGAACGUGCCAAGGGCGCUGGGAUCAAGCGUGUUGCUGAAUAUGAGAAGAAACAAGCAGAAAAGGACGCGUCAACCGAUGCUACCCCGCGGGCUGCAGUCUUACCGAAGUCAAAGCCCCGUCCAAAGCCCAUUCCAAAGAAGACUCGUGCAAAAUCACCCACUCUGCCUCCUGAAGACGACAGAUUCAUUUCUGAUGUCGAGAUGGACGACAGCCGUCAUUGA
This is a messenger RNA of Suillus discolor, 441 nucleotides long. RefSeq lists its product as uncharacterized. The coding region runs from base 1 to 441 and encodes 146 amino acids. The transcript has a single exon. Lineage: Eukaryota; Fungi; Basidiomycota; Agaricomycetes; Boletales; Suillaceae. The record is from RefSeq and is a predicted model, not a curated record.